This is a messenger RNA of Microcebus murinus (gray mouse lemur), 2058 nucleotides long. Lineage: Eukaryota; Metazoa; Chordata; Mammalia; Primates; Cheirogaleidae. The record is from RefSeq and is a predicted model, not a curated record.
CAUUCUCGGCAGGCCAAAACAGGGGCCGAAGCCAGCGAGAGCCUGUUCCGCAGCGCCACGUGGGAGAGGCCCGCCUGGCGCUGGGCGGCUCAGCAGUGCAGGAACAGGAAGGACGCCUGAGGAUCUAGCCUAAGUCCCUAACAGAGAAGAAGCCAGUGGCUUUUGUCCCCUCUGGCCUCCUGGGAUCGGCAGUGGGUACCUGUAACAGACCUGAGGCUGCAGGAAUAAACGCCAGCUGUUAUUGCCACUGUUAACACAGCAACAGAAAUAGACCCCCCCUUGCUGGUAGAAGAUCCCUGUAGCCCAUUGGGGUGAUGGUUGCCUGGAAGACCCAGUGGGGAUCUACAUCUUGCCUCCCUUAGACACAGCCUCAAAUGGGGCAGAACCACAGAAUCUUGUGAUGCCCAUAGAAUUUUCCAACAGGGUGUGGAAGGUUGGAAACAGGCAUCCCUGGAGAAAAGGUGGAAGGACUUUCUAAUGAAAGUCCAGGAAGGGGACGUCUCGAGGCGGUGCCCAGCCACUGUGGAUCCAUACCGAAGGGUUGUCUUUGGAAGAGGAAGGACUGGUAGGCUUGUGGGGUGUGCCCUGGUGACAGGCCAGCACUCACAGCAGGUGACAGCUAGAGGGAACCCACUGGGGCUCAUUCCUAGCAAGAAAGCUUCAGGACAGAGUUGUGCUGGAGGGGGCGGCUGCAGACCCAGAACAGUAGCAUUCGAACCUUAUUGGUUUUAUAGUGACAGCGUCUUUGUGUUACACUAGAAAUGACUGUCAUAGGAGCCUAAUUAAAGUGCAACCGCUCUGGAUGACUGGGUUGGAGACAGGCCUGGGACAAUGUCUGCCAAGCUCCUCACCUCUCAGCAGCUUGAAAACUUCUCCUCCCCGAGCAGUCCUCCGAGUGGAUGAACCAGGGCUCGCUCUGCAGAUUGUUCUCUGGGGCCGGACCGAGAAAUGCCUGAAGGAGACGACAGAGGAGAUUCGGCAGAUGGGCACCGAGUGCCACUACUUCAUCUGUGACGUGGGCAACCGGGAGGAGGUGUACCAGACGGCCAAGGCUGUCCGGGAGAAGGUGGGCGACAUCACCAUCCUGGUGAACAACGCCGCCGUGGUCCACGGGAAGAGCCUGAUGGACAGCGACGACGACGCCCUCCUCAAGUCCCAGCACAUCAACACCCUGGGCCAGUUCUGGACCACCAAGGCCUUCCUGCCACGCAUGCUGGAGCUGCAGAACGGCCACAUCGUGUGCCUCAACUCCGUGCUGGCGCUGUCCGCCAUCCCGGGCGCCAUCGACUACUGCACGUCCAAAGCGUCGGCCUUCGCCUUCAUGGAGAGCCUGACCCUGGGGCUGCUGGACUGUCCGGGCGUCAGCGCCACCACGGUGCUGCCCUUCCACACCAGCACCGAGAUGUUCCAGGGCAUGAGGGUCAGGUUUCCCAACCUCUUCCCCCCACUGAAGCCCGAGACGGUGGCCCGGCGGACGGUGGAGGCCGUGCAGCUCAACCAGGCCCUGCUGCUGCUGCCACGUACCAUGCACGCACUUGUCAUCUUGAAAAGCAUACUCCCACAGGCUGCACUCGAGGAGAUCCACAAAUUCUCAGGAACCUACACCUGCAUGAACACUUUCAAAGGGCGGACAUAGAGGCGGGACACAGAGACACGCUCGAGGAGCCACAGAGCCGGAGGGGGCCACGGCGCCUGUCUUUCGGCACACUUGUGCUAGGUGAGCAGGACGGCUCCUGUCCCCAGGGAAGAAUCUGGCUGCCCAACCCCCCGGCCAGCCCCAGGACCUUUGCACAGGACUGAUGAGUGUGACUCUGACCCCCACGGGGAGGUGAGACACCAGCCAGCAGCCACCUUGACACUUUUGUACAUUUCUAAUUCUGUAGAGUUUAUUGUUCAUUCGCUUCUCAAGUCUAACCAGCCUCAGCAGUGUGCACAGACUAUUUCCAGGAGGGUCUGUCCCCAGAUGCUCCGCCUCCCCCUCCAAAACCCACUCAUCUGCAGCUUGCGCAAACUGGUUGAACGGCAGGAAUGAAAAAUAAAGAGACAUGGCUUUUGUGA